AUGCAUUUGGAAGAUUGUGCUCUUUGUAGAAUAUUCACUGUCCUGUUGACGAUUAGAAUAAUGCAUUUCAAGGGCACGAUAAUUACCCCCUCAGGCCAUGAGAGAAAGGCCUACAGCGGAGACAACGAACGAACGAACGCACACUGUCGCAUAUAUAAGGAGAAGUGUCAACCACCAAUUAUCAUUCACUCUCCAGCCAUGUCUCUAAAGGUCGUCGUCCUCGCCUGCGUGGCUGUCGUCGCUCUGUGCGACAAGGCCCCAGUCCAAGACCCCCUCCCCCCCGUCUACACCCCUAGACCUGCAUAUCACGCCCCUGCACCUUACCACGCCCCCGAGCCCGCCUACCACGCCCACGCACACUACGAGCCCGAAUACCCCGAAGUGCCCCCGAAGUACAACUACAACUACGGCGUCGCCGACAGCUACUCCGGCGCCAACUUCGCCGCCUCGGAGUCCCGCGACGAGUGCUGUCAACGGCUUCUUCAUUUUCACUGUGAUUUUAAUAAGCAGAUUCUAUAUCCUAUACAAGAUGUCUUUAUGUCUUUCCUUACAACAAAUAACAAGCGGCUCUGUCCACAGGUCGUCGUCCUCGCCUGCGUGGCUGUCGUCGCUCUGUGCGACAAGGCCCCAGUCCAAGACCCCCUCCCCCCCGUCUACACCCCUAGACCUGCAUAUCACGCCCCUGCACCUUACCACGCCCCCGAGCCCGCCUACCACGCCCACGCACACUACGAGCCCGAAUACCCCGAAGUGCCCCCGAAGUACAACUACAACUACGGCGUCGCCGACAGCUACUCCGGCGCCAACUUCGCCGCUUUGGAUAAGGACAUUCUAUAUUCUAUACAAGAUGUCUUUAUGUCUUUCCUUACAACAAAUAACAAGCAGCUCUGUCCACAGGUCGUCGUCCUCGCCUGCGUGGCUGUCGUCGCUCUGUGCGACAAGGCCCCAGUCCAAGACCCCCUCCCCCCCGUCUACACCCCUAGACCUGCAUAUCACGCCCCUGCACCUUACCACGCCCCCGAGCCCGCCUACCACGCCCACGCACACUACGAGCCCGCAUACCCCGAUGUGCACCCGAAAUACAACUACAACUACGGCGUCGUCGAUGACUACUCCGGCGCCAACUUCGCCGCCUCGGAGUCCCGCGACGUCAUGUCUCUCAAGGUCGUCGUCCUCGCCUGCGUGGCUGUCGUCGCUCUGUGCGACAAGGCCCCAGUCCACGCCCCUCAUCCCCCCGUUUACGCCCCUAGACCUUCCUACCACGCCCCUGCUCCUUACCAUGCUCCCAAGCCCGCCUACCACGCACCUGAGCCCGCCUACCACGCCCCCGAACCUGCCUACAACGCACCUAAGCCCGCCUACCACGCCCCCGAGCCUGCCUACCACGCCGCCGAGCCCGCCUACCACGUUCCCGAGCCCGCCUACCACGCCCCCAAACAGUACGAAGCUGAAUAUGCUGACGUGCACCCGAAGUACAACUACAACUACGGUAUCGCCGACGGUUACUCCGGCGCCAACUUCGCCGCCUCGGAAACUGACGAAAGGAAAAGGACGUAUAAGUUCAAGGACAUGACAAAGUUCGGUUUUCGUAUGCCACUUUCCUGUCACGCCAAGGAAACGGAAACGGUAGUCCAUUGGGCAAGUUCACCUGAGGCCUUACAUACGAGGUGUGAGGAUUGGAGACCUUCACACGGACCAUCUCUAGAGGAAGACCGCGGGUUCAGCUGGCAAUUUGCACGCGAUGGUCUGAGAAUCUUCACCAGGUCCCCCUAUCUGCUUCUGCGCCUGGAGAGCACGCAGUCUCAUGUUGUACAAGUCGUCGUCCUCGCCUGCGUGGCUGUCGUCGUUCUGUGCGACAAGGCCCCAGUCUACGCCCCUCCUCCUCCCGUCCACGCCCCUUUGCCUUACCACGUCCUGGAACCCGCCUACCACGCCCCUGAACCCGCUUAUCACGCCCCCAAACCGCCCUACCACGCCCCCAAGCCCGCCUACCACGCCCCCAAGCCCGCCUACCACGCCCCCGAGCCCGCCUACCACGCCCCCGAGCCCACCUACCACGCCCCCAAGCCCGCCUACCACGCCCCCAAGCCCACCUACCGCGCCCCCAAGCCCGCCUACCACGCCCCCAAGCCCGCCUACCACGCCCCCAAGCCCGCCUACCACGCCCCCGAGCCCGCCUACCACGCCCCCAAGCCCGCCUACCACGCCCCCAAGCCCACCUAUCACGCACCUGAGCCCGCCUACCACGCACCUGAGCCCGCCUACCAAACCCCUGAGCCCGCCUACCACGCCCCCGAGCCCGCCUACCACGCCCCCGAGCCCACCUACCACGCCCCCAAGCCCACCUACCACGCCCCCAAGCCCGCCUACCACGCCCCCAAGCCCGCCUACCACGCCCCCAAGCCCGCCUACCACGCCCCCGAGCCCGCCUACCACGCCCCCAAGCCCGCCUACCACGCCCCCAAGCCCACCUAUCACGCACCUGAGCCCGCCUACCACGCACCUGAGCCCGCCUACCAAACCCCUGAGCCCGCCUACCACGCCCCCGAACCCGCCUACCAAACCCCCGAGCCCGCCUACCACGCCCCCGAGCCCGCCUACCAAACCCCCGAGCCCGCCUACCACGAACCCGAACCCGCAUACCAAACCCCCGAGCCCGCCUACCACGCCCCCGAGCCCGCCUACCACGCCCCCGAGCCCGCCUACCACGCCCCCGAGCCCGCCUACCACGCCCCCGAACACCACGAGCAAGAAUACUCUGAUGUGCCUGCGAAGUACAACUACAACUACGGCGUCGCCGACGGUUACUCCGGCGCCAACUUCGCUGCCUCGGAGUCCCGCGACGAUAUUUUAUGA
This is a messenger RNA of Penaeus chinensis, 2856 nucleotides long. Its product is annotated as extensin-2-like. The record is from RefSeq and is a predicted model, not a curated record. The transcript is spliced from 17 exons. Lineage: Eukaryota; Metazoa; Arthropoda; Malacostraca; Decapoda; Penaeidae. Bases 1 to 2856 code for a protein of 951 amino acids.